This is a messenger RNA of Scleropages formosus (Asian bonytongue), 4550 nucleotides long. It is a transcript of the gene otud7a, whose product is annotated as OTU deubiquitinase 7A. Gene Ontology annotation, biological process: protein K11-linked deubiquitination; protein K63-linked deubiquitination; protein K48-linked deubiquitination. The transcript is spliced from 13 exons. Gene Ontology annotation, cellular component: nucleus; cytoplasm. Gene Ontology annotation, molecular function: zinc ion binding; DNA binding; K63-linked polyubiquitin modification-dependent protein binding. The record is from RefSeq and is a predicted model, not a curated record. Lineage: Eukaryota; Metazoa; Chordata; Actinopteri; Osteoglossiformes; Osteoglossidae. Bases 488 to 3244 code for a protein of 918 amino acids.
ACUGACGCCGUGACGGUCGAACUGAGGAGCCGCCGUCGCUCCGAGCGCCCGGCGCCAGGUGAGCAGCUCGCCAAUGGUGCGGCCGCGGAGGCUGGAUGCUGAGGCGGGAUGGAGGAGGGUGGAUGCUGCUCAUCCCUGACGUCAUGAUGUGGAAGCGACACGGGGAGGAGUGACUUUGUGCUUCUGGUGCAGCGGAGAAUGACAAGAAGAGGAUGAGAGCGGAGCGGAGGCAGACGUGUUUAUUAUAGGGGGCGACGGAAGGCAUCCAUAGGAAAGCCGGCGGGGAGAUUUAACAAUGGGGAGUGAUGACUGAGCACACGGCGCCAAGACAUCAGAAGCAGUGCUGUUCUGCAGGAGGUUUUGAUAUUUUGGGAUACCGAAGACACAGCAUCCCUGUGCCCAAGAUUAAAAACUCAUGAUGACAGCGUAAAGCCUGGCGACCACAAAGGCUUCCGCUGCGGGCUGGGCGGCGCAUCCACAUGAUCACAUGACUCUGGACAUGGACGCGGUCCUGUCAGACUUUGUUCGGUCCACGGGGGCAGAACCUGGUCUGGCAAGAGACCUGCUGGAAGGUAAAAACUGGGACCUGAGUGCUGCUCUGAACGACUACGAGCAGCUCCGACAAGUGCACACCGCCAACCUGCCCCACGUCUUCAACGAGGGCCGCUACUACAAGCAGCCUGAGCACGGCACGCCUCAGCACCCGAGCAAGGUCGAGCGGCCCUGCACGCAGCGGCAGGAUGACAAUGCUCAAGAGAAGCGGCUGUCACGUGGAAUCUCGCACGCCAGUUCAGCCAUCGUGUCCCUGGCGCGCUCGCACGUGGCCAACGAGUGCAACAGCGAGCAGUUCCCCCUGGACUUGCCCAUAUACACAUUCCAGCUGCCCGACCUCAGCGUGUACAGUGAAGACUUCCGUAGCUUCAUUGAGCGAGACCUUAUUGAACAGUCCACCAUGGUAGCCCUUGAACAAGCAGGUCGCCUCAACUGGUGGUCCACCAUGUGCACCAGCUGCAAGCGUCUGCUUCCACUUGCCACAACGGGGGACGGGAACUGCCUCCUGCAUGCAGCAUCGCUGGGGAUGUGGGGCUUCCAUGACAGGGACCUGGUGCUGAGGAAGUCCCUGUAUGCCAUGAUGAAGAGCGGGGCACAGAGGGAGGCGCUCAAGAGGAGGUGGAGGUGGCAGCAGACGCAGCAAAACAAGGAGUCAGGACUAGUGUACACUGAGGAAGAGUGGGAGAGAGAGUGGAACGAGCUGCUGAAGUUGGCCUCCAGCGAGCCACGCACACACUUGAGCAAGAGUGGCAACACCAGUGGGGGGGUGGACAACUCAGAGGAGCCUGUGUAUGAGAGCCUGGAGGAGUUCCAUGUCUUUGUGCUGGCUCAUGUUCUGCGGAGGCCCAUAGUGGUGGUGGCAGACACCGUGCUGAGGGACUCUGGUGGAGAAGCAUUCGCGCCGAUCCCAUUUGGAGGCCUCUACCUGCCGCUGGAGGUCCCGCCGAGCCGCUGUCACUGCUCUCCGCUGGUGCUGGCCUACGACCAGGCGCACUUCUCUGCCCUGGUGUCCAUGGAGCAGAAAGACCAACAGCGAGAACAAGCUGUUAUUCCCCUGACCGACUCGGAGCACAGGCUGCUAUCGCUGCACUUCGCCGUGGACCCCGGGAAGGACUGGGAGUGGGGGAGGGACGACAACGACAACAGCAAACUGGCAGGCCUCAUCCUGUCUUUGGAAGCCAAACUCAACCUGCUGCACAACUACAUGAAUGUAACAUGGAUUCGAAUUCCUUCUGAAACAAGGGCUCCCCUUGCUCAGCCCGAGUCCCCCACAGCCUCUGCGGGAGAGGACGUGCAGUCUCUGGCGGACUCCAUGGACUCGGAUCGCGAGUCUGUCUGCAGCAACUCCAACGUCAACAACGGUAAGGCCAGCAAAGAGAAGGAAAAAGACAAGCAGCGUAAAGAGAAGGACAAAACGCGUGCUGACUCUGUGGCCAACAAGUUGGGAAGCCUGAGCAAGUCUCUGGGGAUCAAGCUGAAGAAGAACAUGGGGGGCCUGGGGGGGCUCGUCCAUGGAAAGAUUAGCAAGACCAACUCUGCCAACGGGCGGAACAUGGAGAACGGGGAAAAGGCAAAGAAGAAGGAUGUGAAAUCCAAUAAAGCAAGUAAAGAGGACUCGGGACAGUCCGCUAGCACGUCCUCAUCAGAGAAGACCACCAGCCCAUCUCCCACGGAACGGGCGUCGGGGUCCUCCCCAGUGGAAAAGCAUGGCACAUCAGGAAAGUCUUCGGGCGACAAGGCAUCAGACCCCUGGAAGUACAGCACUGAUGUCAAGUUGAGCCUCAGCAUCCUGCGUGCAGCCAUGCAGGGCGAGAGGAAGUUCAUCUUUGCCGGCUUGCUCCUGACUAGCCACAGGCACCAGUUCCACCAGGAGAUGAUCAGCUUCUACCUGGCCAAUGCCCAGGAGCGCUUUAGUGCCGAGCAGGAACAGAAAAGAAAGGAGGCGGAGAAGAAGACUGUGGUCAACGGGACUGCCUUGAAGAAGCCGGAGCAGGAGAGCACUUUCCCAAAGGAGAAGUCAGACAGCUCUCCUAAUGAUGGCUGCUCGCCGGUCCUGCACCAAAGCCAUAACUCUCAGCUGGUUCUAAAGUUGCAAGAGAGGAAUAGCCCCACCCCUGCUCCCUACUCGUCCCCUAGUAAUGGUGCUAAGAAGUCCGGGCCCAUCCCCGUGUCUGCCCACUAUAGCCAUACCCCGCCCAUCCAGAGACACAGUGUCAUCCAUCUACGGGAUGUCAACAUGCAGCCGUCCAGCUUCUUGGACGACCCCUACAAGCCCGCGGUGGGGACUCUGAAGACCUGCGCGACGUACCCGCAGCAGAACCGCUCACUGUCCUCUCAGAGCUACAGCCCGGCUCGCAUGUCCGGAGUGCGCACCGUCAAUGUGCCGGAGGCACUGCCGUACAACAUGCCCGGGGAACACAAAUCCCACACUUACACCAACGGCUUCAACUCCAACGACGUCCGUGACUGCCUGGAGUUUGCCGACGAGGGCUCCCCGAAGGCCUGGCUGAACCACGACAAAACCAAAGGCCGCAACGCAGGGUGCCCCCUCUACUGUCUGCAGCAGAAGCGCUGCAAGAGGGAGAACUGCUCCUUUUACGGCAGGCCGGAGACAGAGAACUACUGCUCGUACUGCUACAGGGAGGAGCUCAAACGCAGGGAGAGGGACAGCAAGAUGCACAGACCCGGAUAGCCCAUAGCAAACGCACCAGCCGGUUUGACCAGCUGGUCAGAGUAACAACUGCAGAAUUCCUCAGAGGAUUAGCAACGCAAACCAGUCCUCUGCGCUGUAAGAAUAACACGAUAGCAUAAUAGAACAAAUUUCCUACCGUGGUUAGGAAGUUCUCCUUUCGUUCUUGUACCUGACAAUAAAGAAAGCGCAGCUGAAGUCAGUUUACAGCUUUGGCCAGAGAUUUUGUCAUUUCUGUUUCUGAAUUUGUGUUACUUUUUCAAAGUGGACUCUAAUCUGUUGUCUGAUGGCUGGGAAGCCAUGUUGUAAUAUUGUGAAAUUAUAGAGAUCGUAGCUGCCAGCCUGCCAGACCCGCAGCAUAUUCACAGCUCCGCAUGAGGAGCUCCAUUUAGAAAAAUCAAACUAAUGCAAUGCAAUACAGCACAGCUUUAACUAUUAACCUCUUAAUAGGAUGAUUUAAUUUAGAUGUUUGAGAAAAGGGUUGCGUAGGGUGGCCAGUGUAUGUGAUUAACAGUCGUGACUUUUUAAAAGAGCAAUAAGUUCGUCGUGUCAGCGGACUUUAUGUGAACCCUCUAUUCUAUGCAUCCAUCCUUUCGCCAACUGUCAGUUUCCACGUGUAAGGUAUUCGAACCAUGAAAUUCUUUUUACUUGUAAUUGUAACAUACAUCCUUUUAGCCAGCUACAUUAUGCAUUUUUUCCAUGAAAAAUACACAUUUUCUUGUUCUUCCACAAAUAGUCUUACCGAUGUUACACUGAUUUAGAUUAUUUAAACUUAAAUUCUCACAAAAACAUGUGCCAAAAAAUAUCAAAGCAUGGAAUUUUUAAAUAUCAAUGUGUAUAAAUGUAUAUUAAAUGAAUAUUUGCAGCUCUUCCACAAAAAUCCAAUGAAAAAGCCAAAACUGGCAGAUUUGUAGAGAAAGGCAGUGCUGCUAUAGGGGGAGGAGGCAGGGUAUUCAGUCUUCCCAUCUGCCCUGGACACUUCAGUCAGAGGCUGCAUCCCUGUCUUUAGAUAUAUCCGGCAUUCAUUUUGCUGUCACGGCAUGUCAUAAAACAAGUAUAGCUGAGUAGAAAAAAGAAGUGUCUUAUUUUAAAUGCCUUCUUCGUUAGAAAUUGCUGAACUGCUGUACAUCACCCGUUACUGUACUGAUAAUUUAAGGCUUAUUAUUGUGAUGCUCCCGGGUUCCGUACUGUUCAAAGUGAAAGUCUGCUGGCCAAAGAUGUCUACUGCGUUUUCAGUUCGCUUUCGUGUUUCUACAAAACACACUGCAACUCUCCUUCCUUCUUUGUAUGUAACAGGUUCAUGGACUAC